Molecule: messenger RNA, 1080 nt
Organism: Psammomys obesus (fat sand rat)
Lineage: Eukaryota; Metazoa; Chordata; Mammalia; Rodentia; Muridae
Gene: Cfap73
Product: cilia and flagella associated protein 73
Exons: 7
Coding region: 39-965 (308 amino acids)
Biological process (GO): spermatid development
Source: RefSeq, a predicted model, not a curated record
UCAAGCCCCUUGGCCUGUGCUAAGACACCUGUAGACGAAUGGCGGUAGCCUGGGAGGAGUAUUUCCGACUGGUCCUCCGAGAGAGAGUGCCUAAGAAGCCUCUAGUGCAGAAUGUAGAACACUUUCCACCCCUGCUUCGUCUAUGGGAGAAGAAACAAGAGCUAGCAGCCGCAGACCAGGCUCUGCAGCACCAGAAGGAGGAGUUUCGCAGCACGAUGGCCACCCUGAACCAGCGCUGGGCACAGCUGGAGCAGAAAGAGCAGGAGCUGAAGGGGUCUUUCAUCCGAUUUGACAAAUUCCUCCAGGACGCAGAGGCCCGAAGGGGUCGCGCACAGCGGAGAGCCACAGAGGAGAGCCAAGGAGCGCGCCAUCAGGAGGCAGAGGCGCUGCGGCUGCGCGCACAGCUGGAGGAGCUGCGGCGGGAGCGCGCGCGGCUGCAGCGGAGGCUGCGGCGCCUCGAGCCCUGUGCGCGCCUCCUGGAGGGCGCGCUGGAACACCUGCCGGAGUUUCAGGAGGUUCAGGAACUGGUGGCACGCUUCGAUGGCCUGGCAGACACACAGGAGGCACUGAAGCUGGCGGAGAGCAAGCGACAGGUGGAGCUGGACACGACCCGUGUGCAGCUGAAUCGUCUGCGGGAAGCCAAGGAGGAUGAGCUGUUGCGUCUGGGCCAGCAGCGUGCGCAGCUGCUCGAGCAGUUGGAGGCAGCGAGGGAGCGCACUCUGCAGUGGGAAUCCAAGUGGACUCAAAUCCAGAACACAGCAGCGGCCAAGACGCUGCUCCUGGGACGCACUCGGAUGUCUGCCCUCAACCUGUACCAGCUUGUGCGCCUGCGCCAGACUCAGCCGCGAGCCUUGGACGUGGAGGACACGGAGGGGCAGCUGGAGGAGGUGAAGCUGUUUAUCACGGACCUCUCAGCCAUGCUGGCCAACCUUGCCCAGGCUGAGCCCACAGCCACUGCCUCCUAGUUCAGCCAGGUGAGCGGCAAAGGAGACCCGAGGGAACAAGUCCCACAUUUCUUGGUGUGCAGGCUCAACACAGUGGCUCUCUGAAUAUGCCUUCUCCUGGGCAAGAUGGAGCUGU